Oncorhynchus keta (chum salmon) is the source of this 2596-nucleotide messenger RNA. RefSeq lists its product as uncharacterized. The transcript is spliced from 3 exons. NCBI's taxonomy places the organism in Eukaryota, Metazoa, Chordata, Actinopteri, Salmoniformes, Salmonidae. The record is from RefSeq and is a predicted model, not a curated record. Bases 610 to 2307 code for a protein of 565 amino acids.
UUUAAACACUUGCACCCAAAUCUCACCUUCCCCAAAACACUUGUAAACAUUGAAAUAUAAAUUGUACCUUCCUUGUAUGUGGGUGGCUUGGGGUUAAACGCCCCGCUCCUGUAAUUCUCACACAAACCACUUUAUGUCUCCCAAAAGUGUUUGACCCUUUCCUUGGAUGCCACUAGUCUUGCUCAACUAAAAAUGCCAUCUGUCUCAUCUCAACUUUUAUUAAGUCACUCAAACAAAACGGUUUUGAGGUUGCAUUGAUCAAAUAUUUUGUCAUUUAGGAAAAGUGAUAUACCUUUUUAUAUAUACCAGUAGGGGAGCCGAAAUAUAACUAAUCCACUUGAUUAGGGAUAAUCUUUUUUAUCCGUUUUUAUUUUAUUUUAAGUGAGUAUGUUUGGGACAAAAUGCCCCCAAGACAAUCGAUGCAAGUCAAUGGUACCUACUGUAUAUAUUAGCAUUGGACAGGAAGGGUGGAAAUAAAAAGACAUCAAAGUACCUCAAAACCUCAUCAUAAAACAGGUUUCUAUCCAAUUUGGUGAUACAUUUUCAUGUGAAUAUUCUAAAACACACAUAAAAACAAUAUGAGCAUUUUCCCACCAGAGAUGUGUUUCCAUGAUAUUGACUUGUUGCAGAUUAAAGGUUCUGCAUGAUGACAUAGUGCAUAUAAAGUACAUGAUAUUGACUUGUUGCAGAUUAAAGGUUCUGCGUGGUGACAUAGUGCAUAUAAAGUACAUGAUAUUGACUUGUUGCAGAUUAAAGGUUCUGCGUGAUGACAUAGUGCAUAUAAAGUACAUGAUAUUGACUUGUUGCAGAUUAAAGGUUCUGCGUGGUGACAUAGUGCAUAUAAAGUACAUGAUAUUGACUUGUUGCAGAUUAAAGGUUCUGCGUGAUGACAUAGUGCAUAUAAAGUACAUGAUAUUGACUUGUUGCAGAUUAAAGGUUCUGCGUGAUGACAUAGUGCAUAUAAAGUACAUGAUAUUGACUUGUUGCAGAUUAAAGGUUCUGCGUGGUGACAUAGUGCAUAUAAAGUACAUGAUAUUGACUUGUUGCAGAUUAAAGGUUCUGCGUGGUGACAUAGUGCAUAUAAAGUACAUGAUAUUGACUUGUUGCAGAUUAAAGGUUCUGCGUGAUGACAUAGUGCAUAUAAAGUACAUGAUAUUGACUUGUUGCAGAUUAAAGGUUCUGCGUGAUGACGUAGUGCAUAUAAAGUACAUGAUAUUGACUUGUUGCAGAUUAAAGGUUAAGCGUGAUGACAUAGUGCACAUAAAGUACAUGAUAUUGACUUGUUGCAGAUUAAAGGUUCUGUGUGGUGACAUAGUGCACAUAAAGUACAUGAUAUUGACUUAUUUCAGAUUAAAGGUUCUGUGUGGUGACAUAGUGCACAUAAAGUACAUGAUAUUGACUUAUUUCAGAUUAAAGGUUCUGUGUGGUGACAUAGUGCACAUAAAGUACAUGAUAUUGACUUGUUGCAGAUUAAAGGUUCUGCGUGAUGACAUAGUGCAUAUAAAGUACAUGAUAUUGACUUGUUGCAGAUUAAAGGUUCUGCGUGAUGACGUAGUGCAUAUAAAGUACAUGAUAUUGACUUGUUGCAGAUUAAAGGUUAAGCGUGAUGACAUAGUGCACAUAAAGUACAUGAUAUUGACUUGUUGCAGAUUAAAGGUUCUGUGUGGUGACAUAGUGCACAUAAAGUACAUGAUAUUGACUUAUUUCAGAUUAAAGGUUCUGUGUGGUGACAUAGUGCACAUAAAGUACAUGAUAUUGACUUAUUUCAGAUUAAAGGUUCUGUGUGGUGACAUAGUGCACAUAAAGUACAUGAUAUUGACUUGUUGCAGAUUAAAGGUUCUGCGUGAUGACGUAGUGCAUAUAAAGUACAUGAUAUUGACUUGUUGCAGAUUAAAGGUUAAGCGUGAUGACAUAGUGCACAUAAAGUACAUGAUAUUGACUUGUUGCAGAUUAAAGGUUCUGUGUGGUGACAUAGUGCACAUAAAGUACAUGAUAUUGACUUAUUUCAGAUUAAAGGUUCUGUGUGGUGACAUAGUGCACAUAAAGUACAUGAUAUUGACUUAUUUCAGAUUAAAGGUUCUGUGUGGUGACAUAGUGCACAUAAAGUACAUGAUAUUGACUUAUUUCAGAUUAAAGGUUCUGUGUGGUGACAUAGUGCACAUAAAGUACAUGAUAUUGACUUGUUGCAGAUUAAAGGUUCUGCGUGAUGACAUAGUGCACAUAAAAUACCUUUUGCUGUUAAAUUGCCAUGUACCAAAUAACAAACACAAGUUAAAUGGGCUUCCAUUGCAUUUUCAAUUCUACUGAUGUUUUUCUCACACUCUGGCAUUGGCAUGUGUGCAGUUUCCCAAACUCUGUCCUAGGGCCUCCCCACUCACGGUACUGCUGAUUCAUAUAACCAACUCAUCAUCAAGCUUUGAUUAUUUGAAUCAUAUACGGACUACAUCAGGGAUGGGCAGCUCCAGUCCUUUUGGGGCACUGUGAAGUCCAUGGAGAAUAAGAGCACCUCCUCCCAGCUGCCCACUGCACUGAGGCAAGGAAACACGGUCACCACCGAUAAAUCUACGAUAAUCGAUCAUUUCAAUAAGCAUUUUUC